This is a messenger RNA of Stegastes partitus (bicolor damselfish), 2546 nucleotides long. RefSeq names its product WW domain containing E3 ubiquitin protein ligase 2 (gene wwp2). Gene Ontology annotation, cellular component: cytoplasm. Gene Ontology annotation, biological process: negative regulation of transcription by RNA polymerase II; proteasome-mediated ubiquitin-dependent protein catabolic process; protein K63-linked ubiquitination. The record is from RefSeq and is a predicted model, not a curated record. Gene Ontology annotation, molecular function: ubiquitin protein ligase activity; RNA polymerase II-specific DNA-binding transcription factor binding. The transcript is spliced from 22 exons. NCBI's taxonomy places the organism in Eukaryota, Metazoa, Chordata, Actinopteri, Pomacentridae. The coding region runs from base 21 to 2546 and encodes 841 amino acids.
UGCUCAAGAGCUGUGAUGUGAUGGCAGCUGCCAGCGUGAGCCGACCUGGCAGCGUCCAGACCACCGAGAAGUCCCAGCUCACCCUGAAAGUGGUGUCAGCCAAGCCGCAGUCUCCCAAGCUGCCGAACCGCCACUCCCGGCUGAGCUCCUUCGUCGAGGUGACGGCCGACGGUCUGACCAGCGAAACCAAAAAGACGGGCAAACGCAGCGGACACCUGGAGCUGCAGUGGAACGAAGACCUGACCCUUAACGUGACGCCUCAGAGUCGCCUGGAUCUGAAGCUGUGGAGCUGCCACACUCUGAGGAAGGAGCUCCUGGGCAGCGCCACCAUCGACCUGCUGGACACGCUGAGGACCCACGAUGGCAAGAUGGAGAACGUCCAGCUGAGUCUGGUGCUGCAGACGGAGAACAAAGGCUCGGUUGUGGCGGGAGGAGAGCUCAACGUCUGUCUGGACGGCAUGGUUGUUGACCUGGGCUCGCUGCCCAAUGGCGGCGCGGCAGCCGACAAGAUUCUUCAGUCGGACCGACCGAACCUGAGGAGGACGCAGAGUGAGGAGACUCCCGGUACAGCAGCGUCGCACAGCAGGAGCAACAGACACUCGGUGGGAGGUUCGCAGGGCGAGUCUCCGGGCGGCUCCAGAGGAAGCUCCCUGACCAACGGGGAGCUGCCCGAGGAGCAGAGCCCCGGGCCGGGAUCAUCGGGCCGCCGCCGGUCCUCCAAGAGCCACAGCAGCCCAGGAAACAGCGCAGAUAAAGUGGAGCUGACGUCCAACGGGCUGGAGAGUCGCAGCAGCGUCGCCCGCCACACGCCUCCUCCGUCCUCCCCGUCGGGUCGGUCUCCGGCCGCCAGCAGCAGCGGCAGCAGCCCGUCUCCGGGUCAGGACGCCCUGGGCCCGGCCGCCCCGGCAGAACCAAGCCCCAGCGCCACCGCCGGCACCGAGCCGGCCGGGAACAGCGGCACGGAGUCCAACACAGACUCGCUCCCGGCUGGCUGGGAGCAGAGGGUGUUGCCUCAUGGCAGAGUUUACUACGUCGACCACAACACCAAAACCACCACCUGGGAGAGACCGCUGCCUCCAGGCUGGGAGAAGCGAGUGGACCAGAGGGGGAGGUUCUACUACGUGGACCACAACACCAGAACCACCACAUGGCAGCGACCCACGGCCGAGUCGGUCCGCAACUACCAGCAGUGGCAGAGCCAGCGCAGCCAGCUGCAGGGCGCCAUGCACCAGUUCAGCCAGCGCUUCCUCUACCAGCCGUCCGGAGCGCCGGUGGAAAAUGACCCGCUGGGCCCGCUGCCUCCCGGAUGGGAGAAGCGGCAGGACAACGGCAGGGUGUACUUCGUCAACCACAACACCAGGACGACCCAGUGGGACGACCCGCGGACCCAAGGGAUGAUCAAGGAGCACCCCCUGCCCCCGGGCUGGGAGAUGAAGUACACCGCCGAGGGAGUCCGAUAUUUUGUGGACCACAACUCGCGCACCACCACCUUUAAAGACCCCCGACCCGGGUUUGAGUCAGGGUCUCGGCAGGGCGGAUCACCCGGCGCCUACGAUCGCAGCUUCAGGUGGAAAUACCACCAGUUCCGCUUCCUGUGCCAUUCCAACGCCUUGCCGAGCCACGUGAAGAUCUCCGUGUCCAGACAGACGCUGUUUGAAGACUCGUUCCAGCAGAUCAUGAAUGUGAAGCCAUACGAUCUCCGCCGCCGCCUCUACAUCAUCAUGAGAGGAGAGGAAGGGCUGGACUACGGCGGCAUCGCCAGGGAGUGGUUCUUCCUGCUGUCCCACGAGGUCCUCAACCCCAUGUACUGCCUCUUCGAGUACGCCGGCAAGAACAACUACUGUCUGCAGAUCAACCCGGCGUCCUCCAUCAACCCCGACCACCUCACCUACUUCCGCUUCAUCGGACGCUUCAUCGCCAUGGCGCUGUACCACGGGAAGUUCAUCGACACCGGCUUCACGCUGCCCUUCUACAAGCGGAUGCUGGACAAGAAGCCGACCCUGAAGGACCUGGAGUCCAUCGAUCCGGAGUUCUAUAACUCCAUCAUGUGGGUCAAAGAGAACAACCUGGAGGAGUGCGGCGUGGAGCUCUACUUUGCUCAGGACAUGGAGAUCCUGGGGAAGGUCUCCACCCACCAGCUGAAGGACGACGGGGAGAACGAGCUGGUGACGGAGGAGAACAAGGAGGAGUACAUCAGCCUGCUGACCGACUGGAGGUUCACCCGCGGGGUGGAGGAGCAGACCAAGGCCUUCCUGGACGGCUUCAACGAGGUGGUUCCUCUGGAGUGGCUCAGAUACUUCGACGAGAAGGAGCUGGAGCUGAUGCUCUGCGGGAUGCAAGAGAUCGACCUGGCCGACUGGCAGAAGAACACCAUCUACAGACACUACACCAAGAACAGCAAACAGAUCCACUGGUUCUGGCAGGUGGGACACACACACACACACACCUUCAACCGGCUGGACCUGCCGCCCUACAGGAGCCUGGAGCAGCUCAGAGAGAAGCUGCUGUUCGCCAUCGAGGAGACGGAGGGCUUCGGCCAGGAGUGA